Molecule: messenger RNA, 4485 nt
Organism: Suncus etruscus (white-toothed pygmy shrew)
Lineage: Eukaryota; Metazoa; Chordata; Mammalia; Eulipotyphla; Soricidae
Gene: USP7
Product: ubiquitin specific peptidase 7
Exons: 30
Coding region: 7-3462 (1151 amino acids)
Biological process (GO): regulation of protein stability; protein deubiquitination
Cellular component (GO): cytosol; nucleus
Molecular function (GO): cysteine-type deubiquitinase activity; cysteine-type endopeptidase activity; protein binding
Source: RefSeq, a predicted model, not a curated record
GCCGACAUGAACCACCAGCAGCAGCAGCAACAGCAGCAGCAACAGCAGCAGCAGCAGCAGCAGCAGAAGGCGGGCGAGCAGCAGCUCAGCGAGCCCGAGGACAUGGAGAUGGAAGCUGGAGAUACCGAUGACCCGCCAAGAAUUACUCAGAACCCCGUCAUCAAUGGGAACAUGGCCAUGACCGAUGGGCACAACAACACGGAGGAGGAGAUGGAGGACGAUACGAGUUGGCGCUCCGAGGCCACCUUCCAGUUCACUGUCGAGCGCUUCAGCAGACUGAGUGAGUCGGUCCUUAGCCCUCCGUGUUUUGUGCGAAAUCUGCCAUGGAAGAUUAUGGUGAUGCCACGCUUUUAUCCAGACAGACCACACCAAAAAAGCGUAGGAUUCUUUCUCCAGUGCAAUGCUGAAUCUGAUUCCACGUCAUGGUCUUGUCAUGCCCAGGCCGUGCUGAAGAUCAUCAACUAUCGGGACGAUGAGAAGUCCUUCAGCCGCCGUAUCAGCCACUUGUUCUUCCACAAAGAGAACGACUGGGGAUUCUCCAACUUCAUGGCCUGGAGUGAAGUGACUGAUCCUGAGAAAGGGUUCAUCGAUGAUGACAAAGUGACGUUCGAGGUCUUCGUUCAGGCGGAUGCCCCCCAUGGCGUGGCGUGGGAUUCCAAGAAACACACAGGCUACGUGGGGCUGAAGAACCAGGGCGCAACGUGUUACAUGAACAGCCUCCUGCAGACCCUGUUUUUCACCAACCAGCUGCGCAAGGCCGUGUACAUGAUGCCCACGGAGGGCGACGACUCUUCUAAAAGCGUGCCCUUAGCACUGCAAAGAGUGUUUUAUGAGUUACAGCACAGUGACAAACCUGUGGGGACCAAGAAACUCACCAAGUCAUUCGGGUGGGAAACCUUAGAUAGCUUCAUGCAGCACGACGUUCAGGAGCUGUGUCGAGUGUUACUCGAUAAUGUGGAGAAUAAGAUGAAAGGCACGUGUGUGGAAGGGACCAUCCCUAAAUUAUUCCGAGGCAAGAUGGUGUCCUAUAUCCAGUGUAAAGAAGUAGACUACCGAUCCGAUAGGAGAGAAGAUUAUUAUGAUAUCCAGCUAAGCAUAAAGGGAAAGAAAAACAUAUUUGAGUCCUUUGUGGAUUACGUGGCAGUAGAACAACUAGAUGGUGACAAUAAAUACGACGCCGGGGAGCAUGGCCUGCAGGAAGCGGAGAAAGGUGUGAAAUUCCUAACAUUGCCUCCAGUGUUACACUUACAACUGAUGAGAUUCAUGUAUGAUCCUCAGACCGAUCAGAACAUCAAGAUCAAUGACCGGUUUGAGUUUCCAGAACAGUUACCACUCGAUGAAUUUUUGCAAAAAACAGAUCCUAAGGACCCAGCAAACUAUAUUCUUCAUGCUGUCCUGGUCCAUAGUGGAGAUAAUCAUGGUGGACAUUAUGUGGUUUAUCUCAACCCCAAGGGAGAUGGCAAAUGGUGUAAAUUUGAUGAUGAUGUGGUGUCUCGGUGCACGAAGGAAGAGGCCAUUGAGCACAACUACGGGGGCCACGACGAUGACCUGUCGGUCCGGCACUGCACCAACGCCUACAUGCUGGUCUAUAUCAGGGAGUCCCGACUGAGUGAGGUCUUACAGGCUGUCACGGACCACGACAUCCCUCAGCAGUUGGUGGAACGGUUGCAGGAGGAAAAGAGGAUCGAGGCGCAGAAGCGAAAAGAACGGCAAGAAGCGCAUCUCUACAUGCAAGUGCAGAUCGUGGCUGAGGACCAGUUUUGUGGCCACCAAGGGAAUGACAUGUACGAUGAGGAGAAGGUGAAAUACACCGUGUUCAAGGUGCUGAAGAACUCCUCUCUCGCCGAGUUUGUGCAGAACCUCUCCCAGACCAUGGGGUUUCCACAAGACCAGAUUCGGUUGUGGCCCAUGCAGGCCAGGAGCAAUGGCACCAAGCGGCCGGCCAUGCUGGACAACGAGGCAGAGGGCAACAAGACGAUGAUCGAACUCAGCGAUAAUGAGAACCCUUGGACGAUUUUCUUGGAGACAGUCGAUCCAGAGCUGGCUGCCAGCGGAGCGACACUCCCCAAGUUUGAUAAGGAUCAUGAUGUGAUGCUAUUUUUGAAGAUGUACGAUCCCAAAACACGGAGCUUGAAUUACUGUGGGCACAUCUACACCCCGAUAUCCUGUAAAAUACGCGACUUGCUACCGGUCAUGUGUGACCGGGCAGGAUUCAUCCAGGACACAAGCCUUAUCCUCUAUGAGGAAGUUAAGCCGAAUUUAACGGAGAGAAUCCAGGACUAUGACGUGUCCCUAGACAAGGCCCUCGAUGAGCUCAUGGAUGGUGACAUCAUCGUGUUUCAGAAGGACGACCCCGAGAACGACAACAGCGAGCUGCCCACUGCGAAGGAGUAUUUCAGGGACCUGUACCACCGCGUGGAUGUCAUUUUCUGCGACAAGACGAUCCCCAACGACCCCGGCUUCGUGGUCACACUUUCCAAUCGGAUGAAUUAUUUCCAGGUAGCUAAGACGGUCGCACAGCGGCUCAACACCGACCCAAUGCUGCUCCAGUUUUUCAAGUCUCAAGGUUACAGGGACGGUCCCGGGAACCCACUGAGGCAUAACUACGAGGGCACCCUGCGAGACCUCCUGCAGUUUUUCAAGCCCCGGCAACCGAAGAAGCUGUACUACCAGCAGCUCAAGAUGAAGAUCACCGACUUCGAAAACAGGCGAAGUUUUAAGUGUAUAUGGUUAAAUAGCCAGUUCAGGGAAGAGGAGAUAACACUAUACCCCGACAAGCACGGCUGCGUCCGGGACCUGUUGGAAGAAUGUAAGAAGGCAGUGGAGCUGGGCGAGAAGGCAUCAGGGAGACUCAGGCAGGUAUCCGGGCCCCCAUGCCUGUGCCAGAGCUUGGAUAGAGAGCAGCCUGGCAUCCGGAGCUCUCCACAGGCGCAUUCUCAUUCGCCAUUGCCCCACCCUGCUCUCUCCUCCAGGCUGCUAGAAAUUGUAAGCUACAAAAUCAUCGGGGUGCACCAAGAGGACGAGCUGCUGGAAUGUCUGUCUCCUGCCACGAGUCGGACGUUUCGAAUAGAGGAAAUCCCGUUGGACCAGGUGGACAUAGACAAGGAGAACGAGAUGCUCAUCACCGUGGCCCACUUCCACAAGGAGGUCUUUGGCACCUUCGGCGUCCCCUUCCUGCUGCGGAUCCACCAGGGCGAGCACUUCAGAGAAGUCAUGAAGCGGAUCCAGAACCUGCUCGACAUCCAAGAGAAGGAGUUUGAAAAGUUCAAAUUCGCCAUCGUGAUGAUGGGCCGACACCAGUACAUCAACGAAGACGAAUAUGAAGUCAACUUGAAAGACUUUGAGCCUCAGCCUGGUAACAUGUCCCAUCCUCGGCCUUGGCUUGGGCUCGACCACUUCAACAAAGCCCCAAAGAGGAGUCGCUACACGUACCUUGAAAAGGCCAUCAAGAUCCACAACUGACCUCCUCAGGCGGCGCGUGCGAGGCCGGGGACCGUGUGUGCGUGCGUGGAGGCGUGCCCACACCCCCCCCAACUUUCUCACUAACAGCCCAGAACUCGUGUGGUCCCCACGCACUCGAGCCGAAGUCUCUUCAGCAAGAGGAACUGCUGCUGACGUUCAUUUUAUUUUGUUGAGGCUGUUGAAUUAGGCUUCUCUAUCUAUCGGCCGCCCUUUUUGAGCAAAAGUGAAGGUGUUUUUAUAAAGCUUGGAUGCCAAUGAGAGUUAUUUUAUGGUAAUUGCAGUGCAAGGGGGCUGUCGGGCCUAAUGGGUGCAAGGUCACUGAGUGGGGUGGGGGGGGCGGGUCGCAUCGGUUUGUGCCCAGUUGGUGGUGGUGGUGGGGAGGCGGGCCCUUACUGGCUCACCCCAUCUUCCCCCGGAGAGCCUCUCACCGGUGUGUGACCUCUGUGGCUGUCACACAGAAAAAGUCACAUGUCCCCACACCUCCCCCUCCCCAAAUCCUAGCGCGCUUCCCUCCAUUGCGUGUCCUGUCGCCUCCCUCCAUCCACCAGGCCCGCCCACUGCUUUCAGGGUCACCUCCGUCCCUGGGCAGCCGGGGCGACCCAGUGAGGAGAGUGGGCAGCCGAGGAGAGAGCCCUGUAGCCAAGGGGGCAUGCUCGCUAGUGGUUAGAAGCUGUUUACUUUGUAAAAAAGGUUAAAAGGAAAAAAAAAAUAAAAAACUUCCCGGAGAAAUGAAAUUGUAUAUUUAACGACUGACCCUGUACAAUGAACGCUGGGAGGAGCUGGCCGAGGCGCGCAGCCCCGCUGGUGUCCAUGCUCCUCGCGUGUGUAGUCUUUUCUUGGGGCACUCACGCAGCUGCGUGGCUAGAUCCGAGUGCAACCCGGUAGGAGCCUCGGACCACACCUAGUUCCCAUUCUUCCCUCUGUUGGUUCGUUUCCCUAGCAGCAGUGUGCACCGGCUCUUCCUGUAUAUUGCCUUUUUGCUGGAAAAUGUUGUAUGUUGAAUAAAAUUUUCUAUAAAAAUGA